Messenger RNA from Ipomoea triloba (trilobed morning glory), 785 nucleotides. RefSeq lists its product as uncharacterized. The coding region runs from base 1 to 765 and encodes 254 amino acids. The transcript has a single exon. The record is from RefSeq and is a predicted model, not a curated record. Lineage: Eukaryota; Viridiplantae; Streptophyta; Magnoliopsida; Solanales; Convolvulaceae.
AUGGCGGUUGAUGUGUGUUGUGAGGUCUCAAGCUUGGUAGUCAGCCCAAGAAUCUCCUUCUCUUAUGACCUCAAAGAAUCAGACAGGAUGAUCAUCACCCCUGUCCGAGAAUCCCAUCCUCUCAUCUCCACCAUUGAUUUCGAUUUCCGCAUCACAGCCGACCAAAUCUUCUCCUCCGCAGACGAGCUCUUUGCCAACGGCAAAAUCCUCCCCGUUGAGCUCAAGAAAUCCACACCACCAAAACCCUCUUCUUCUUCUACUAAUGAACCCACAAAACGACAUAUGCUUAAAGAGCUCCUAUCACUAUCAGCAAACUCAUCAGAAGAGAAACCGCCACCAUCAAAGCCACCAUUUUGGCAGUUCAAAAGAAGCUUUAGCUUGAACUGCGAAAAUGGCAGGGCCAAUAGCCUUAUAAGAUCUCUGCAGUUUCUGUCGCGAAGUAAUUCUACAGGCUCUUCACAGAAUCACCCACCGCCUGUGCUCCCAAGGCCCAUUCAGCGGCGGAGUUCAAAGAAAGAGCCUCCGCCGAUGGCUACACGCGCCGCAUCAUCAUGCGGUGGCCACCCUUUGAGAAGUUCAUCUAAAAAGAGUAGUAGUAGUAGCUGUAGCAGUAGUCCAUUGAAGAAGAGUAGGAGUGGUAGAGCUUAUGGUAGUUUAAAAAUUAGCCCUGUUUUGAACAUCCCACCUGUUUAUAUUUCUAAAGCGACUUUGUUUGGUCUAAGUUCAUUAUUUUGUAAUGCCAAGUCUAAAAAGAAGAAAAAAUGACAACUACAGUGUGUUUUAUA